Budorcas taxicolor (takin) is the source of this 1725-nucleotide messenger RNA. RefSeq names its product proline rich 35 (gene PRR35). The record is from RefSeq and is a predicted model, not a curated record. The transcript is spliced from 2 exons. The coding region runs from base 1 to 1725 and encodes 574 amino acids. Lineage: Eukaryota; Metazoa; Chordata; Mammalia; Artiodactyla; Bovidae.
AUGUCCCGAGAGGCCGGCUCCUGCCGCCUGGGCCCCGGGACACGCGCCCGGGUGCGGAAGCCCAAGAAGCCGCACUACAUCCCGCGGCCCUGGGGCAAGCCCUACAACUACAAAUGCUUCCAGUGCCCCUUCACCUGCCUGGAGAAGUCCCACCUCUACAACCACAUGAAGUACAGCCUCUGCAAGGACUCGCUGUCCCUCCUUCUGGACUCCCCCGACUGGGCCUGUCGCCGCACCCCGGCCACGUCCCGGCCUCCCGUGGCCACCCCGGGCCGUCCCGCGGACCCCUUGGCCCCAGCUGACCCCGGCGCCCGGCCCCGAGGGGCGCGGCUCCCGGACGCCCCCGCCACACCCGACCUGGACCUCACAGCCACCGAUGUCCUCUCCCUGCGCCGCCAGGUCGGGGGCCCCCGGCAGGGGGCCGAGGGCUUCUCCCCAGGGACACCACCCCCUGAGGCCGGGGACGUGCAUAAGGGUGCGGGCCUGGAGGUCCUCCUGGCUGAGUCGUGGAAGUCAGGGUUGGGCGGGGGCCGGAGGAGUGAGGCCGUGGUGGGCGCCGUGGGCCCCGAGACCAGUGUUCCCUGCUAUCCCCCGCCCUGCUCCGGGGAGCUCCCCGAGGCCCAGAGCCUCCACCUGUCCCUGCUGGGUGUCAACUACCCUCUCGGCCCCGGCCUCUUUUCCUACCUGGGGCCCUCCCUGGCUGCUGCCGCCCAUGUGCCCUUCCUGGCCUCAGCCAGCCCCCUGCUGCCCCCAGCCACUGCCUUCCCUGCCCCACAGCCCCCCGAACGCCCCGCCCUGGUCCCCCACCUGUACUAUCCCCUGCUGCUGGAGCACAGCCUGGGGCUGCCAGCCGGUAAGACCGCCCUCGCCAAGCCCCCCGUGCCCCCAAGAGGGCCACCCGGGGCCCUGGUCCCUGGGCUGCUGAAGGUGCCAGUGCCGGGGCUGGGUGGGCCCUGGCCCCGCAGCGCUCUCAGGGACCCUGGGCAGGAAGAGCAGCUGGGGCGAGCGGCCCAGAGUGACCCCAAGAGAAAGCUGGCCCUGGGGGCCCAGCCAGAACCCCUGAAGGCCCCCUGCAGCCGAGCGAGCGUCAGUGCCCAGAGCAGCCUGCGGACCAGCCCCUCCGCGAUGCUCUGGCCCGAAGACGAGGAGCUGAGCGACCUCGAGACCGCUGGCCCCGCGGCCUCCCUGCCCCUGCAGCCGCUUGGCUUGGCACUGGGGGGCCCCGGGCACGUGGGUGGGGACCUGACGCGGGCCCUGGGUGACUGUGCUAGGGUGGAGCAGCGCCUGGGCCAGCUGGCGCCUGCCGGGGGCCUGGCCCCACGGCCCCUGCGGGAGCAGCUGGGAAAAAUCCGCCGUGAGCUGCUCACCAUCCACCAGGCGCUGGCGCGGGCCGCACAGCCACCCGACACACCCCUCGACCUCUCUGUGAAGCGGGUGCCCACCAAGGGGCAUGAGGUGCCCGCGGGGCUGUGGGCGCAGCCGGAGCAGGGCCCCACACUGGCCCGGGGAACCCCGGAGCCACACAGCCUCCUGGCGGCCCAGCCUCUGACCAGCCACACCACCAAGUGUGAGGCCGACUCCAGUGUCCCUCCCCCAGGCCUUCCCCUGCAGGCGUCCGAGGACCCUGUCAUUCCCAGCAGCUGGGGUGCCCACGGUGGGGCUGGGGGCUCCUGGCCCCCCGAGGCCAUCCCGGGCCUGCAGAGCCCUCCGGGUGCCGAGGUCUGA